GUUUAUUAAAUAAAUUUAUAAAAUAAUAAAAAAAUAAUAAUUUAAUUUUUCCUUUCGCGAAACCGAAAGGUGAAGACCAACAUAAACAUCGUUUGCCGCAGAGACAGCUCUGUUUCCACGCAAAGCUUCUUUUAUGGAAGCUUGAUUAUUUCCCUUUAUAUUAGUCUAUUCUUUUUUUUUUUUUUUUUUUUUUUUCUGGGAAAAAAAUAUUUUAGAGAAAUUGAUUUGUUUCUUUGACAAAUUGUUGAAAAAUCUCGUCGUUCUUCUUCAAUCCCAGCAUGGAGUUCAAGUAUAAGAUUUGCAAGGUUGAUUGGGAGAAUCUUCCAAAGGAACUUUUGACUGCCAUAUCACAGCAGUUGACGUUCUUGGAAGAUGUCAUUAGCUUUAGCAUUGUCUGCAAGUCAUGGCAAUCAGCUGUUGCUUCAGGGGAAAAACCAUCUAUACCUCCUCGGUUUCCGGUGCUAAUGCAUAUACAGAUGAAAGAUAAAGAAGGUGAAAGUGACCAAGAGAACUAUGACAUGCGAAGGCACAGAUCAUUUGGUCUUAUUUCACGAGGACUCUUUGUUUCACUAGAGAGGGGAAAGAAAACAAGUACCACUCGCAGUUGCAUACGGCAUUUUGAGUCUAAUGUAUGGAGAAUUAAGUUGUCAGAAGUUUCUUAUAGAAGAUGCUUCUGCUCAAAUUUCGGAUGGUUGCUUACUCUCCAUACAGAUUUACAUAUUAAUCUCUGGCAUCCCUUUUCUGGAUACAAAAUAAAACUUCCUCCCAACCCUAACUUCGAUGAUUUAGCUGAUCCUCAGCACCCUGCUUUUGGUUAUCUGUUUAAUCUCUUUGCAGAUUAUGAGCCAAAGGAAUUUACUGACAUAUUCAUCAGGAAGGCUGUUCUAUCAUCAAAUCCCUUGCAUAAAACAACUGGCUUUGACUAUGAAAACCGUGACUGUGUAAUAAUGGCAAUAUUCUCAGAAGCUGGUAUACUGGCAUUUGCACGACCAGGGGACAAAGCUUGGACCAAAGUUGAUGUUCCUUCACAUUACUAUCAUGACAUCAUCUACUAUAAGGAAAAAUUCUAUGCUGUUGAUUGCAAGGGUGCACUUGUUCUUUGCAACUUGAAUGAUGAUCAAGGUCCAAGAGCUUCUGUAAUUGCACCAAGUCCCGAAGGAAUGAUUGAUUCUUUCAUGAAGUACCUUGUUGAAUCUUCCGGGGUUAUUAUGCUCGUUUUGAGGGCUCGUACAAAUUGGUAUUCUGGGACUGAAAAUAAAAAUGAGCCUCCUUAUUGGACGUAUAGGUUCAGGAUUUUUAAGCUGGAAGAAUGUAGUCAGGUGGGAACUGGAUACAGUUACAAUUGGGUUCAAGUGAACAACCUUGGCAGAAGUGCAUUGUUUAUAGGCACUUCAUCUUCGUCCUUUUGUGUAUCAGAUAUCAGGGGUCGUUGUAAAGCCAACUGCUUGUAUUUUACAGACGAUUUUCAAUAUGAAAUUGGUCAUGACAUGGGUGCUUUUAAUUUGGAAGACAACACUGUUGAGCACUAUUUUCUUCAUCAACCCUCCUCUUCUUGUUCUACUCCAUUUUGGUAUAUAUAAAUUUUGAUGUGCAAUCCAUGUAUUUUACAGGUUGUAUGUAUGUAUGUUUGAAACUACUCUUUUUGUUCUGAGCUUUCUGAACAUAAUUCCCUAUAGAAUGUAUUUUAAGAUUUAUUCUUUU
This is a messenger RNA of Ziziphus jujuba (common jujube), 1701 nucleotides long. Its product is annotated as F-box protein SKIP23. The record is from RefSeq and is a predicted model, not a curated record. The coding region runs from base 279 to 1580 and encodes 433 amino acids. NCBI's taxonomy places the organism in Eukaryota, Viridiplantae, Streptophyta, Magnoliopsida, Rosales, Rhamnaceae. Gene Ontology annotation, molecular function: protein binding. The transcript is spliced from 2 exons.